AUGUUUACGGCAUUCAAAGCCAAUUAUAUUCGAAAGAUUAACCUCAACAGUAAUAAUCUUCAACUGUUAAAUUUCUCGUGGUUUUCAAAUAUGUCUCACCUGCAAAAUCUGAGGGUAAGUUUUAAUAAAAUUUCAACAAUUAUGCCAGAAAUUUGUCUGUUUAUAUCGACAAUAAUCAUUUUUCUGAAAUGUAAUACAAAUAUUAAGAAUUUGUUAUACCUUCUAAAAGUUAAACAGUUUAGGCGACAGGGUUAUCUUCCUAUUGUGAAUAGCGAUGAUUAUGAAUAUCACGCUUUUGUUGUUUAUUGUGAUGAAAACCGAAUAUGGGUUCAUGACGACUUCGUCAAAAAACUUGAAAAUGAGGAGGGAUUUAAGUUUUGUAUUUAUCACAGAGACUUUGAUGUAGAAGAAUCUGUCAGUGGAAACGUUGAUAAAUACCUUAAAAAGUCAUGGAAGGUUGUUGUUAUAAUAUCAAAUGCAUUUGCUAAAAGCGAAUGGUGUCAAUGGGAAGUCGAUAUAAUUCAGGAGAGAAGACGGUGACAAGGCAGAGAUGCACUUCUCUUAGUAAUGCUUGAAAAUAUCACCUCGAAAAACAUGACAAGUCCUCUGCGUACUUUAUUAGACAGUACCCCGCAUCUGAGGUACAAAAAAGGAAUUGGUGAAAACUUAUUUUGGACCACAGUAAUUGAAGAUCUUCGAAAAGCCGUUGGACAACCACCGAUUUCUGAAUUAUAGAUAUAAGUUGUUAUUGAUCUGUUGGUCAGUUUCAAUAUGUGCCAAUGUCUGUGUGGCGUUGAUUUAUUUUUCAAUUAAGCUUACCUCAUGUACUACUUGCGUUGUGUCCAA
This is a messenger RNA of Mytilus californianus (California mussel), 846 nucleotides long. RefSeq names its product toll-like receptor 4. Gene Ontology annotation, cellular component: membrane. NCBI's taxonomy places the organism in Eukaryota, Metazoa, Mollusca, Bivalvia, Mytilida, Mytilidae. The coding region runs from base 1 to 540 and encodes 179 amino acids. Gene Ontology annotation, biological process: toll-like receptor signaling pathway; inflammatory response; immune response. The record is from RefSeq and is a predicted model, not a curated record. Gene Ontology annotation, molecular function: transmembrane signaling receptor activity. The transcript has 2 exons.